Molecule: messenger RNA, 2601 nt
Organism: Aspergillus steynii IBT 23096
Lineage: Eukaryota; Fungi; Ascomycota; Eurotiomycetes; Eurotiales; Aspergillaceae
Product: putative esterase
Exons: 6
Molecular function (GO): phosphatidylcholine lysophospholipase A1 activity
Source: RefSeq, a predicted model, not a curated record
CGCAUCAGACUGCGCAUCCUCCCCCUCGGCGCCUCCAUAACCUGGGGCCAGAACUCCGCGUCAGGAAAUGGCUACCGCAAGCCCCUGCGCGACCGACUCCAGUGGCAAGGCAACGAGGUCAACAUGGUGGGAUCGAAGAACCACGGCACCAUGAAGGACAACAACGUCGAGGCUACCCCCGGCGACACAAUCGACCAAGUAAAAGCCGCAGCCCAGCUAUCCCUCCACUUCAAGCCGAACAUCGUGCUCAUCAACGCCGGAACAAACGACUGCGCCCAGGACAUCGACAUCGAAAACGCCGGAGUGCGCAUGCGCGCCCUCAUCGAAAGUAUCGUGAACACGAAAGGGAUGCGUCAGACGGUGAUCGUGCUCUCGACGCUGUUCUAUUCCGACGAUAAAGCCAUCGAAAUGAACCGCACCCCGAUGAACAGACAGUUCCGAGACCUGGUCGUCGCCAUGAAGAACGAGGGCGUUUCAAUCUACCUGGCCGAGAUGGACCCCGAUAAACCCGCCCCAGGAAACGGCUGGCUCAAGUAUCCGGAAGACUACAUCGGAACCAGCGACAAGCCGGAUCCAACCCAUCCGAAUGAGUUCGGCUACGCGAAGAUGGCAUGGGUGUGGUUCAAAGCGAUCGAAGCAGCGGCCAAGGAGCAGAAGAUCCCCGACGUGGGACCGGAGGCCGGAAUCUGUGAGAGAAGCCGAUACAAUGGGGUCGAUGCGGGCGGGCUAACGCAGCGAGGCAGCGGCGACGACGACGGAGUGUACAUCCACGAUGCCGAGUCGAUAGGGGAGGUGUUGGCGCUGGCAGGCGGGGAGCCGGACAAGGAGCGAGACGAGACGUUCUUUGCGAGGCUGUUUUCGCCGAAGAGGAGCGAUAUGUUGAGGAUGACUCCAGCUGAAAUGCAGCCGAAGAAGACUGUGUAUACGAUUUGGCAGAAUAAGGGGCCGGGGGUGAAGAAGACGAAUGAGACGUACAACUUUCAUAAGGAGCAGCUGGAUGUGGAUAGUAAUUGUGGUCCGGCCGGGGUUAACUUUCGGGAUAUUAAUGGGGACGGAUUGGAUGAUUUCAUCUGCAUUGGGCCAGAUGGAACUGCCUAUGGAAGCUUGAAUCUUGGGGAUGGGAGCAAUGAAAAGGCACCGACGUUCCGGGAUAUUGACCAGAUUAAAGACCCGGAAGGAUACGAUAGAGAUCAUGUUCGACUGGGAGAUAUUGACGGUGACGGGCGAACUGAUUACUGCGUGAUCCACGAUGACGGUGGUAUUUAUUGCUGGCGUAAUAUGGGAGGCACAAAUGUAGAUGACCAGCCAAUCGGGUGGCAAGCAAUGGGCAAGCGGUUCACCGGCAAAGGCAUGGGCGAUAUUCGCGGCGUGCGCUUCGUCGACAUCAGCGGUGACGGACGCGAUGACUGGCUCUGGGUCGGCGACGACGGACAAGUGACAACGUGGACGAACUCUCGAAGCUGCGUGAAAAGCGACGAAGGUGACGGCCCCAAUAUCGAAUGGCGUCAGGCCGUCCGCAAGGGACAGAACCAGGGACCGACGCACGAAGGAAUGGGAGGAUUCGCGAAAGACGGCGUUCGAGAUCGCAUCCACUUCGCCAAAGUAUUCUCGGAGUACAAUCGCGAUUACGUGUUCAUCCAAUCCAACAAAGACGGUCUCGUCAUGCGUGUGUGGAGAAAUCGAGGCACCGGCGGAACGACGAUCAAAUCUGAUGGGAACCGCUACUGCAACAUGAUGGGCCACACCAACGGCAUGGCAGACUACCUUUGGGUCAGCGGGGAGGGCAAGAUCACACUCUACGGCAACAGAGGAAUGGGCAGUGUGACCGACAACGGCGAUAGCUUCUGGGACGACGGCGAGCUGAUCUUCGACCCGAUAGCAGUGGGCGUAGGGCCCCUGGACCGAGCCAACAUCCACCUCACGGACUGGGACAAUGACGGAAAAUGCGACAUCGUGCGCACAUUCCCGGAAGACAGCACCAAACUGAUGAUCUUUCGAAACGAGUACAGCCCAAAAAGACCAUUUAACCCCGCCAAGUGGUCUACCUUCAUGUCUACAGAUGUUCGAUGCGACGCACGCAACGGACGUGGACCGUCGGACCCGGCCGUUCAUUUCGCUGAUAUCACGGGGAACGGACAGGAUGAUUUCCUCUGUGUCAGUAGUCUGGGCCACGUCGAGGCGUACGAGCACCGCGGCGGCGAGUGGCAUAGUAUGGGCAUGAUCUGGGCGGGUGACUAUGGGGAGCGCUCGGGGCUGCAGUUCGCCGAUGUCGACGGUGACGGCAGGGCGGAUAUUAUCCGGACGAACCUAUUCAAUGGAGACGGCACGGUCUGGUAUAACCACGGUCCGAGGGAGGGUGCAAAGAAGGAUGAGUCGAAGUGGAAAUUUGAGGCUACUGAUUCCUCGAAACCGGCGUUCUUGGGCCAGGGUCCAGCCGACUGUACCUUCUAUCCUGACCUCGAUGGGGAUGGCCAUGCGGAUCAGCAUGUGAUCAUGGACUCGCUGAAGAACACGGCAAGGACUUGGUUUACUAAGUGUGAUUCCGACGACAUUCUGGGGGAUGAUGGCCCGGCAAAGGAUCCGCAUUUGCCUGAGAUGCCG